Coregonus sp. 'balchen' is the source of this 7912-nucleotide messenger RNA. Lineage: Eukaryota; Metazoa; Chordata; Actinopteri; Salmoniformes; Salmonidae. The record is from the annotation of a GenBank genome assembly.
UGUGGUUCAGCAGAGUACAUGGCUCCAGAGGUAGUGGAGGCCUUCAGUGAGGAGGCUACGAUCUAUGAUAAGCGCUGUGACCUGUGGAGCCUGGGGGUCAUCCUGUACAUCAUGCUGAGUGGGUACCCUCCCUUCGUAGGGCGCUGUGGCACCAACUGUGGUUGGGACUGGGGAGAGCCCUGCCAGGAAUGCCAGGUAAGAUAUGAGCUGACACAAACACAUCAAUAACAUGCUAAAAAACAUACACAUGCCAAUUGACUACUACAACACGCUACAACACUACUUCUACUACAGCAGCACUACUACAACACUACUACUACAAUACACUACUACAACACUACUACUACAAUACACUACUACAACACACUACUACAACUAUAAACCACAACACACUACAAACACACUAAUACUACAACACUACUACUACAGCAACAACACUACUACAACACCACUACUACAACACUACUACUACAAUUACAACACUACUACAACACUACUACUACAAUUACAACACUACUACAACACUACUACACGCUACAACAACACUACAACAACAGCACUACUACUACAACACUACAAAAACACUACUACUACAACACGCUACAACAGCACUACGACGCUACUACUACAACAACACCACUACUACAACAACAGCACACUCAUCACUCCCAUUGGGAAGCAGAGGCACAAAUCAACAUCUUGAGAUCGCUUGGCCCUGAGAAAAAACCUUAUUAGUGCUGGCCACUCCUGAGCCUGAGACCGGUUGGUUAGGACAGGGGUUAAAGAUCAAAGGAGACUGCCUUUCUUGAAAUGUUUAAACACAUGGGAGCACAGUCUAGAUGUCAUUUUGGAGUCUUCCUUUAGAAGUCCUUAUAUGGAGUCUUCCUUUAGAAGUCCUUAUAUGGAGUCUUCCUUUAGAAGUCCUUAUAUGGAGUCAUCCUUUAGAAGUCCUUAUAUGGAGUCUUCCUUUAGAUGUCCUGUAUAUGGAGUCAUCCUUUAGAAGUCCUUAUAUGGAGUCUUCCUUUAGAUGUCCUUAUAUGGAGUCUUCCUUUAGAAGUCCUUAUAUGGAGUCUUCCUUUAGAAGUCCUUAUAUGGAGUCUUCCUUUAGAAGUCCUUAUAUGGAGUCUUCCUUUAGAUGUCCUUAUAUGGAGUCUUCCUUUAGAUGUCCUGUAUAUGGAGUCUUCCUUUAGAAGUCCUUAUAUGGAGUCUUCCUUUAGAUGUCCUGUAUAUGGAGUCUUCCUUUAGAUGUCCUGUAUAUGGAGUCUUCCUUUAGAUGUCCUUAUAUGGAGUCUUCCUUUAGAUGUCCUGUAUAUGGAGUCUUCCUUUAGAUGUCCUGUAUAUGGAGUCUUCCUUUAGAAGUCCUUAUAUGGAGUCUUCCUUUAGAUGUCCUGUAUAUGGAGUCUUCCUUUAGAUGUCCUUAUAUGGAGUCUUCCUUUAGAUGUCCUUAUAUGGAGUCUUCCUUUAGAUGUCCUGUAUAUGGAGUCUUCCUUUAGAUGUCCUUAUAUGGAGUCUUCCUUUAGAUGUCCUGUAUAUGGAGUCUUCCUUUAGAUGUCCUGUAUAUGGAGUCUUCCUUUAGAUGUCCUGUAUAUGGAGUCUUCCUUUAGAUGUCCUUAUAUGGAGUCUUCCUUUAGAUGUCCUGUAUAUGGAGUCUUCCUUUAGAUGUCCUUAUAUGGAGUCUUCCUUUAGAUGUCCUUAUAUGGAGUCUUCCUUUAGAAGUCCUUAUAUGGAGUCUUCCUUUAGAAGUCCUUAUAUGGAGUCUUCCUUUAGAAGUCCUUAUAUGGAGUCUUCCUUUAGAUGUCCUUAUAUGGAGUCUUCCUUUAGAUGUCCUGUAUAUGGAGUCUUCCUUUAGAUGUCCUGUAUAUGGAGUCUCUUUAGAUGUCCUUAUAUGGAGUCUUCCUUUAGAAGUCCUUUAUGGAGUCUUCCUUUAGAAUGUCCUUAUAUGGAGUCUUCCUUUAGAUGUCCUGUAUAUGGAGUCUUCCUUUAGAUGUCCUGUAUAUGGAGUCUUCCUUUAGAUGUCCUGUAUAUGGAGUCUUCCUUAGAUUCCUGUAUAUGGAGUCUUCCUUUAGAUGUCCUUAUAUGGAGUCUUCCUUUAGAUGUCCUGUAUAUGGAGUCUUCCUUUAGAUGUCCUGUAUAUGGAGUCUUCCCUUUUAGAUGUCCUUAUAUGGAGUCUUCCUUUAGAUGUCCUGUAUAUGAGUCUUCCUUUAGAUGUCCUGUAUAUGGAGUCUUCCUUUAGAAGUCCUUAUAUGGAGUCUUCCUUUAGAAGUCCUUAUAUGGAGUCUUCCUUUAGAUGUCCUUAUAUGGAGUCUUCCUUUAGAUGUCCUGUAUAUGGAGUCUUCCUUUAGAUGUCCUGUAUAUGGAGUCUUCCUUUAGAUGUCCUGUAUAUGGAGUCUUCCUUUAGAUGUCCUGUAUAUGGAGUCUUCCUUUAGAUGUCCUGUAUAUGGAGUCUUCCUUUAGAUGUCCUUAUAUGGAGUCUUCCUUUAGAUGUCCUUAUAUGGAGUCUUCCUUUAGAUGUCCUUAUAUGGAGUCUUCCUUUAGAUGUCCUUAUAUGGAGUCUUCCUUUAGAUGUCCUGUACAGUGCACUCGGAAAGUAUUCAGACCCUUUGUCUUUUUCCACGUUUUGUUACGUUACAGCCUUAUUCUAACAUGGAUUAAAACAAUAAUAAUCCUCAUCAAUCUACAAACACUACCCCAUAAUGACCCAAUACCCCAUAAUGACCCAAUACCCCAUAAUGACCCAAUACCGCAUAAUGACCCAAUACCCCAUAAUGACCCAAUACCCCACAAUGACCCAAUACCCCAUAAUGACCCAAUACCCCAUAAUGACAAAGUGAAAACAGGUUUUUAUGUAUUACAAAUAAAAAUCAGAAAUUCCUUAUUUACAUAAGUAUUCAGACCCUUUGCUAUGAGACUCGAAAUUCAGCUCAGAUUCAUCCUGUUUCCAUUGACCAUCCUUGAGAUGUUUCUACAACUUGAUUGGAGUCCUCCUGUGGUAAAUUCUAUUGAUUGGACAUGAUUUGGAAAGGCACACACCUGUUUAUAUAAGGUCUGAUGAAACCAAGAUUGAGCUCUUUGGCCUGAAUGCCAAGCGUCACGUCUGGAGGAAACCUGGCACCAUCCCUACGGUGAAGCAUGGUGGUGGCAGCAUCAUGCUGUGGGAAUGUUUUUCAGCGGCAGGAACUGGGAGACUAGUCAGGAUCGAGGGAAAGAUGAACGGAGCAAAGUACAGAGAGAUCCUUGAUGAAAACCUGCUCCAGAGCGCUCAGGACCUCAGACUGGGUCGAAGGUUCACCUUCCAACAGGACAACGACCCUAUGCACACAGCCAAGACAACGCAGGAGUGGCUUUGGGACAAGUCUCUGAAUGUCCUUGAGUGGCCCAGCCAGAGCCCAGACUUGAACCCGAUUGAACAUCUCUGGAGAGACCUGAAAAUAGCUGUGCAGCGACGCUCCCCAUCCAACCUGACAGAGCUUGAGAGGAUCUGCAGAGAAGAAUGGGAGAAACUCCCCAAAUACAGGUGUGCCGAGCUUGUAGCGUCAUAACCAAGAAGACUUGAGGCUGUAAUCGCUGCCAAAGGUGCUUCAACAAAGUACUGAGUAAAGGCUCUGAAUACUUACGUAAAUGUGAUAAUUAUGUUUUUUGUUGUAAUAAUUUAGCAAAAAAUUUCUAAACCUGUUAUUGCUUUGUCAUUAUUGGGUAUUGUGUGUAGAUUGAUGAGGGGGGGGGGAAACUAUUUAAUCCAUUUUAGAAUAAUGCUGUAACGUAACAAAAUGUGGAUGUCGUCAAGGGUACUUUCUGAAUGCACUGUAUAUCUGAGCUCUGCUCCUGGACACGAGAGCAUGUAGAACCCUGGUCCCUACCCUGGUCCCUACCCUGCUCCUUACCCUGCUCCCUACCCUGGUCCUUACCCUGGUCCUUACCCUGGUCCCUACCCUGCUCCCUACCCUGGUCCCUACCCUGGUCCUUACCCUGGUCCUUACCCUGGGCCCUACCCUGGUCCCUACCCUUGUGCUCAGAACCAGAUGCCACUAAAGAUGAUGGAAACUGGAGAGGGACAAUACUAUUUUGAUUUAUAGAUACACAAUGCUACACAUCAAUAUAUAAUUCAACUGAAAUUAUGUAACGAAAACUGAGUCUUAAAUUCACAUUCCUUUUCCUGUUUUUUGAUUGUGAAAACCCCACAAAAACCUGCCCAUUUUGUAAUAUUAAAGCCACUUUGGCCAAACCAAAACAACCAACACAUUUGUUUUAAGAACCUUCUACAGUAUGGCUUUUGUCACAUCUCCAGAACAUGCUGUUUGAGAGCGUCUUAAAUCUAGAACUGUCCCCUAACCCAGUCUCUCUCUCGGCUGCGCUCCAUUACGUUCUUAAAUCUAGAACUGUCCCCUAACCCAGUCUCUCUCUCGGCUGCGCUCCAGAACAUGCUGUUUGAGAGCAUCCAGGAGGGGAAGUACGAGUUCCCUGAGAAGGACUGGCAGCAGAUCUCCUCUGGAGCCAAAGACCUCAUCACCAGACUUCUAGUCAGAGACGCCAAGAACCGCCUCAGUGCUGCUCAGGUCCUGCAGCACCCCUGGGUCAGAGGGGUACGGAUCCUAUCUGUUUCUCUACCUGUCGCUCUGUGUGUCGGUCGGUCUGUCGGUCUGUGUGUCUGUGUGUGUCGGUGUCGGUGUGUGUGUCGGUCUGUGUGUGUGUGUGUGUGUGUGUCGGUCUGUGUGUGUGUGUGUCGGUCUGUGUGUGUGUGUCGGUCUGUGUGUGUGUGUCGGUCUGUGUGUGUGUCGGUCUGUGUGUGUGUGUCGGUCUGUGUGUGUGUGUGUCGGUCUGUGUGUGUGGGUCUGUGUGUGUGUGUGGGUCUGUGUGUGUGUGUCAUCUGUGUGUGUGUGGGUCUGUCUGUGUGUGUGUGUGUGUCGGUCGGUGUGUGUGUCGGUGUGUGUGUGUGUCGGUCUGUGUGUGUGUGUGUCGGUGUGUGUGUGUGUGUGUCGGUCUGUGUGUGUGUGUGUCGGUCUGUGUCUCUCGAUCUCUGUUUUUCUCACUAUCUAUCUGGCUCAAAUAAAAUGUCACAUGCUUGGUAAACAACUAACAGUGAAAUGCUUAAUUCCCAACAAUACAGAGAGAGAAAUCUAACAAUAGAAAAAUGAGGAAUACAUCCAAAGAGUAACUAUAUACCCGGGGUACCAGUACAGAGUCUAUAUACCCGGGGUACCAGUACAGAGUCUAUAUACCCGGGGGACCAGUACAGAGUCUAUAUACCCGGGGUACCAGUACAGAGUCUAUAUACCCGGGGUACCAGUACAGAGUCUAUAUACCCGGGGGACCAGUACAGAGUCUAUAUACCCGGGGUACCAGUACAGAGUCUAUAUACCCGGGGGUACCAGUACAGAGUCUAUAUACCCGGGGGACCAGUACAGAGUCUAUAUACCCGGGGUACCAGUACAGAGUCUAUAUACCCGGGGGACCAGUACAGAGUCUAUAUACCCGGGGUACCAGUACAGAGUCUAUAUACCCGGGGGACCAGUACAGAGUCUAUAUACCCGGGGUACCAGUACAGAGUCUAUAUACCCGGGGUACCAGUACAGAGUCUAUAUACCCGGGGGACCAGUACAGAGUCUAUAUACCCGGGGGACCAGUACAGAGUCUAUAUACCCGGGGGACCAGUACAGAGUCUAUAUACCCGGGGUACCAGUACAGAGUCUAUAUACCCGGGGGACCAGUACAGAGUCGAUGUGCAGGGGGACGAGGUCAUUGAGGUAGAUAUGUACAUAAAGGUAGGGGUAAAGUGACUAGGCAAUAUGAUAGAUAAUAAACCGUAACAGCAGCGUACGUGGUAAGUCAAAAGAGUUGGUGCAAAAGGGUCAAUGCAGAUAGUCCAGGUAGCUAUUGGUCUUAAGGCUUGGAGGUAGAAGCUGUUCAGGGUCCUGUUGGUUCCAGACUUGGUGCAUCGGUACCGCUUGCCGUGCUGUAGCAGAGAGAAGUCUAUGACCUGGGUGGCUGGAGUCUUGGACAAUUUUAAGGGCCUUUCUUUUCCCUGCCUGGUUUAGAGGUCCAGGAUGGCAGGGAGCUCGGCCCCAGUAAUGUACUGGGCCGUACGCACUACCCUCUGUAGCGCCUUGUGGUUGGAUGCCAAGCAGGUGCCAUACCAGGCGGUGAUGCAGCCAGUUAAGAUGCUUUCAACGGUGCAGCUGUAGAACCUUCUGAGGACAUCCACUGACCACCUCCCUGUAGGCUGCGAUCAGACAGGCCAACCACCGUCGUGUCGUCAGCAAAUAUAAUGAUGGUGUUUGAGUCUUGCGUGGCCACGCAGUCGUGGGUGAACAGGGAGUACAGGAAGUCCUGGGAUCCAGUUGCAGAGGGAGGUGUUCAGUCCCAGGGUCCUAAGCUUAAUGAUGAGCUUGGAGGGGACUACGAUGUUGAAUGCUGAGCUGUAGUCAAGGAACAGCAUUCUCACGUAGGUGUUCCUCUUGUCCAUGUAGGAAAGGGCAGUGUGGAGCGCAAUAGAUCUGUGGAACUGUUGGGGCGGUAUGCAAAUUGGAGUGGUCUGGGAUGAUGGUGUUGAUGUGAGCCAUGACCAGCCUUUAAAAGCACUGCAUGGCUAUAGAUGUGAGUGCUACGGGUCGGUAGUCAUUUAGACAGGUUACCUUCGCUUUCCUAGGCACAGGGACUAUGGUGGUCUGCUUGAGGGUAUUACACACUGGGUCAGGGAGAGGUGAAAAUGUCAGUGAAGACACUUGCCCAACUGGUCAGCACAUGCUCGGAGUACGCGUCCUGGUAAUCCGUCUGGUCCCGUGGCCUUGUGAAUGUUGACCUGUUUAAAGGUUUUACUCACAUCGGCUAUGGAGAGCGAGAUCACAGUCGUCCGAAACAGCUGGUGCUCUCAUGCAUGGUUCAGUGUUGCUUGCCUCGAAGCGAGCAUAUACUGAAUUUAGCCCAUCUGGUAGGCACUGGGCAGCUCCCGGCUGGGUUUCCCUUUGUAAGCCAUGAUAGUUUGCAAAGCCCUGCCACAUCCAUGGAGCUUCAGAGCCAGCGUAGUAGGAUUUGAUCUUAGUACUGUAUUGAUGCUUUGACUGUUUGAUGGCUCUUGUUCUGUCUCGCUCUCUUUCUCUCUCACUUGUCUAUCACACUCUGUCCCUCUCAAUCUUUCUCUUGAUCGCGCCAUCUCUCCAUCUCUCGGUUUAGCUCUGUUUUUGAACUGUAAGAUGAUUGAGCAACUUUGACCUCCAAUGGAAGGGACAAAAGGAAGCUGCCUAGAAUCCAUGACCUAAUCAUUCCACGUCUGUCUCCUCUCCCUAAGUGUGCUCCCAACACCGUGCCCUCCAUGCUGAACCACAGAGGCAGCAGAGCCCAGGACCUGACCUUCUUCGCCGGCCAGGCUGUGGCCGUCACCCGCCAGCUAGCUGAGCAGGACGAGAGCGACCGUCAGGAGAGAGAGGACCUCGACAAAGACGAGGUGUCUGAGGAGGAGGAGUCGCUGGGGUCCCUCUCUCUGUCCCCCUCGCCCCACCACAUGGCUACCAGCACCACUGCCAGCUGCAGCCUCAGCCCCCGGAGCUCCCUGCGCCCCCUCUCCCCCUUGUCCUCUCGGCUGGCCCGGCGCAGGAGGAGAGGGCUCCCCCACACGGGGCCGGUGUGUGCCUCUGAGCUUCGGCAGCUCCUUGCCCCCCUGGUCAUCAUGGGGGACUGUGCCUGAAACCACUAAUAACCGUUAAACUGACCGACCAACUGCAAACCCAACCUGAUAAUGCUCCUGAAAAAUCAGUUCCACUCCUCCUCCCACCUCUCUUCCCCCUCCCCUCAUCUUUUUCAUCACUAAGCCACACCUGCAAUACCUCAGUGGCGUGGAUGAUGAUGAUGAUGAUGUGGUCUUCGCAGCACAUAAGCACAUUGACCCUCUGCCUAAUUCGAAGACUCUUCUACUCUUGGG